AUGCAGCGCGACACAUCACCCUACCAAGACGACGACUUCAGAGAAGUUCAGUUCAAUGCGGAACCCAAGGCAGCACUGCUACACAGCUGCGAGUCCCAACCUUGGGACGAUGACGUCGAGCGCCAGAAAUCACAAACAUCUUCAGUUUUUCGAUUUCUCUCCCGCUGGCGCUGGAUCCUCGACACAUCACUCUUAAUAAUUAUUCUCCUUCUCGUCCUCGACCGCCAAACGCAACAGCAAGAACCCCCCAACCGAAUGUCGCAGAAUGGCGACAUCACGGGCUUUAUCCCCGAGUUCUCCCAACAAUUGACGACUUUCUCGCCGUCCGAGACUUAUAUCCCCACCAACCUCUCGACCUUUCUCUCCAACGAGACGCAGGACGCAUGGCUCGACCUCAUUCCGCGUGGGCUCGGCUACCUCGACACCACCCCAGCCGAGGAUCUCAACAACCUCCCUACACCCCUCCCCGAAUACGCGCCCAAGCGCGUCUUCACUACGAGCGUAACACAUCAGUUGCAUUGCCUCCACGCCAUCGUCAAAGAGUUCGCCUCCCUCCAGCCCGGUGCAGCCAGCUGGCGGCGCCGCGCCGAGGACGAGCACGAUCAGCAUGGCGGCGAAGCCCACGACCCGGAGGACGGGGGCUUUCACUUACAGCACUGCUUCGAAUACCUCCGCCAGAGUAUUCUCUGCUGUGGUGAUGUGGCGCUUGAGGGCACGCAGACGACGUUUCCGCCUGGGUUCGAGGGUAGUGAUGGUUGGGAUGCGAAGCAUGUAUGCCGAGAUUAUAAGCAGGUGAAAACGUUCCUGGAUGCAAAGAGGGCGGACGAUGAGCUUUGGAUUUAA
This is a messenger RNA of Verticillium alfalfae VaMs.102, 843 nucleotides long. RefSeq lists its product as hypothetical. The transcript has 2 exons. NCBI's taxonomy places the organism in Eukaryota, Fungi, Ascomycota, Sordariomycetes, Glomerellales, Plectosphaerellaceae. The record is from RefSeq and is a predicted model, not a curated record. Gene Ontology annotation, biological process: mycotoxin biosynthetic process. Bases 1 to 843 code for a protein of 280 amino acids.